Messenger RNA from Sungouiella intermedia, 1014 nucleotides. NCBI's taxonomy places the organism in Eukaryota, Fungi, Ascomycota, Pichiomycetes, Serinales, Metschnikowiaceae. The record is from the annotation of a GenBank genome assembly.
AUGACUAUUCCUACUGAAUUUCCCCAGGGGCAGUUCUCCGUGCCAGUGAUUGAUUUCAAGUACUUCCUCAAUGGGUCACCAGAUGAGAGGUUGAAGACUGCGAAAGAAAUGGUUAGGGUGAUGAGAGAAGUUGGAUUCAUGUAUGUGAUAAACCAUGGAAUUUCUGAAUCCGAUCAGAAGAGAAUGUUUGAAUGGAGUGAGGCAUUUUUCAAGCUUACUGAUGAACAGAAACUGAAAUGCGAGCAUCCUCCAAACGGAGCACACCACAGAGGCUGGUCUCUGGUAGGAAAAGAGAAAGUUGUUCAAAUGGUUUUUGACAAGGAUCAAGUUGAAGAUUUGCGCAAGAUUCCUGAUGUAAAAGAAUCUUUUGAAUGCGGAAAUGAAAACCAGAAAGUGUUCUAUAACAUCUGGCCAGACGAGAAUGAUAUCUAUGGGUUCAGAGAGUAUUGUCAAUACUAUUUCAAAAUCUGCAAUGCUACAUCUAAGCAUCUUCUCAGGGCAAUUGCCCUUGGAAUGGGAUUAGAAGAGGAGUUUUUCCUUCCUUACCAUUCGGCUUCAGGUAAUCAAUUGAGAUUACUCCACUACCCACCAACUGAUGAAAAGUCUUUGAAAGAUGGUAAAGCAGAGAGGAUUGCUGCUCAUACGGAUUUUGGUACGUUGACAAUGUUGUUGCAGGACACAUGUGGCGGGCUUGAAGUUGAAGAUCCGCAUAACAAAGGCACCUACGUUGCUGCACCCUGUAUCCCAGGGUCUUUGGUGGUCAACACCGGUGAUUUCUUGAUGAGAUGGUCCAACGACGAGCUUGUUUCUACUUUGCACAGGGUGAGAGCUCCUCCUAUUGACUCCAGCACGGGUGUAUCCAAAGUGCGUUAUUCCAUUCCAUAUUUCGUUUCUGCUGACGACAAUAUGGUGGUGGACUGUUUGCCGGGUACAUUCUCGGAUUCGAAACCUAAGAAGUACUCACCUAUUACGGCGGGCGAAUAUCUUGCAAUGAGGCUUAAUGCAACCUAUUAG